AUGAAGUCCGCCUUUUUUACGCUUCUGCUCUUUACCUUCGCGCUUGCUAAACCUCUAGAACCUAGGGCAAACGACAUGACCGUCAAGUUUUGGAUUAAAGCAUUCAUCCCACUCAAGGUGGACGGUGUCACCAAAGAAUAUCCAAAAGAUAAAAGCAAGUCCAUGAUCGAGGGAAUUCCUAUUUUUGGAGAUUGUUUUUUGACCGAUCAACGAUCUUUCAGCAACGACAUCAACGCAAAAGCUAGAAUGCAUUCUGAAGUUAUUGUCACGUUCUCGGGUUCAGGUUAUAAAUUGCAACAAAUGCAUAAAUGCGACGAAACAACAGAAGUUGAUUGCGAAGAUGGUGAUGUGGAAGGCAAGAAAACCCAAAACAAUAAGGACAUGAGCUUCUCCUUAAAGAGCGGGUCCUAUGAGAGAGUUGAGCUUAGAUUUUCUGCCGCCCGAAAUAAUCCUUUAGUUACGGGUUCACCAGAUAUUGACUUAAAAGGUACCUUGGUCAUUGAUCGUAAGAAAAAGAUAUUCAGCUUUAAGGGAAAGGUUGAUGAUUUCCCUGCGUUCGAGGCUUAUGCUAGGGUUAACAAUGGGCCGAUAAGGGUAAUCUCUCAGCUCGGUCCUAAGCCGGGGGCUGGUCCAAUUUCAUUGUUUGGCGGUGCAAAUCGUGAAUUUGCAGGAGAAUUCGCAUUCAAUUCUGCAGGAAUAAAGAGCCAAUCCAAAAUAAACAAAACCUUUAAAAUUACUAAAAAAAAUAAUCGUAACAAUAAGGUUACUGAUAAAAAUGUCAACGAUGCAUUAGGCAGAGUUCCCACAGACUUGACAGAUGAAAGCUUGCCAAGCAUUACUGAUAUUUUGUCCAGAUCAUUUGUUGCAAAUAUUGCUAAACAAAGCACUUUAGAAAGCCAACUAAAUAAUGAGAGUGAUACUAAUCUGUGGAAUAACAUUUCAACUAAUUAUUUUACCAAAUUAAAGUCAAUCAGUAUCUCAUCAAAUGAUAGUUCUUUCUCCGAAAAGGAAAGGAGCGCUAACCACAUUAGAAAAAAGAUUAUUAAAGAAAAAGACACUCCAGAAAGCGUUGAAAAUAGUCAAAAUGAGCAGCAUAUUUUGACGAAUAAUAGUCAAUACCCAAUUGUUCUAAUAACAGAAGUUCCAAUAAGUAGCGAAACUGAUAAUAUCGGCGAUGUUUUAGAUACUUCAGAGUCGGAUUACGAUGAUAAUUUAAAUAACAAUGGAAAGCGAAAAGCAUUGGACAAACAAGAGCGAUCAAAGUCAACUUCUAUAAAUUCUACAACAUUGAAAUUUAAUGGAUCGACUACUUAUAGUAAAAAGCUAUCAGAUUAUGUGAAGAAAUUGAAUAACCUAAGAAAAAUAAAAGGAACGUCCAAUAUUUUUGCAUCAAACACAAAUAAUCUGGCUGGAGUGUAUUCACAACCAAUCGAAAAGUAUUUUAACGUAGAUUCAACACAAGUAUCAUUAGAGCCAUUGCUACAACAGAUGAAAGAUAUUGACAGUUGUGUAAUAUAUCUUAAUUUAUGGGAUAAUCACUAUGAAAAUUGUCAAAAAGAGAUCACAAAUCAGCACUAUAAAAUGUUAAAACUUGUUUAUUCUUUAUCUGAAGUCUUUUUUGUCUUGCUGAUAAUUUGUCAACAAGAGCAACAAAAAGAAAUGAGCCAAAUUGCAUUGGAUAAGACUACAGAUAAUUGGAAAGCAUGCUGGAGGCUACAUCACUUCCUAUAUGUGACUAAUGUUUCACCAAGUGAAAUGAUAGAAGUCAAGUUAAAUGCAAAAUUUUUUUUUGAAGCAAGUGAAAAAGAAUACAAUUUCUUGAUAAAAGAAUUAUUAAAAACCCCAGAAUUUCCUGAAUUUUAUAAUCCUAAAGGUGAAAAUAUAUUAGAAUUAGUAAAUAUUGCAAAGAACAUUUGCAUAAUUUAA
This is a messenger RNA of Dentiscutata erythropus, 1926 nucleotides long. NCBI's taxonomy places the organism in Eukaryota, Fungi, Glomeromycota, Glomeromycetes, Diversisporales, Gigasporaceae. The record is from the annotation of a GenBank genome assembly.